Emys orbicularis (European pond turtle) is the source of this 231-nucleotide messenger RNA. It is a transcript of the gene SMIM1, whose product is annotated as small integral membrane protein 1 (Vel blood group). The record is from RefSeq and is a predicted model, not a curated record. Lineage: Eukaryota; Metazoa; Chordata; Testudines; Emydidae. The coding region runs from base 1 to 231 and encodes 76 amino acids. The transcript is spliced from 2 exons.
AUGCAGCCUCAAGACACAGGUGUUCAGUACAGCAGGUGGAACGACAGUAGUCGUGAUGAAGUCAGUGUGAACACAUCCACUGCCGAGGUGUCGGGAAGUAAAAGAAUCUACACUAAGCUGUGCACUGGGAAAAUCGGCAUUGCAGUUAAAGUGAUUGGAGGAAACAUCCUCUUUUGGACGGUUUUUGUCAUUGGCUACGUGACAGGUUACUAUGUGCACAAGUGCAAGUAG